CGUGCUGUGGGCUGUUAACAGUGUGCUGUUAGGCGCACGAAUCGCUGGCCAGCAAAAACAAACUGCAAAAAUAAUAAUCCCCGGAGUUUUGCAUCUCAACGCAUAAAAUCGACACCAAAACCAAGAUGCAGAAGUACGAUAAAAUGGAGAAGAUCGGGGAGGGCACCUAUGGCACGGUGUUCAAGGGCCGCAACCGCGACACCAUGGAAAUAGUGGCCCUGAAACGGGUGCGACUGGACGAGGACGACGAGGGUGUGCCCAGUUCCGCCCUCCGGGAGAUCUGCCUGCUGAAGGAGCUGAAGCACAAGAACAUUGUGCGCCUCAUAGACGUCCUGCACUCGGACAAGAAACUCACCCUGGUCUUCGAGCACUGCGACCAGGACCUCAAGAAGUACUUUGACAGCCUCAACGGGGAGAUCGACAUGGCCGUCUGCCGGAGCUUUAUGCUCCAGCUGCUCCGCGGUCUGGCCUUCUGCCACAGCCAUAAUGUCCUGCAUCGCGAUCUGAAACCACAGAACCUGCUGAUCAACAAAAACGGCGAACUGAAGCUGGCUGACUUUGGUCUGGCUAGAGCCUUUGGCAUCCCCGUCAAGUGCUACUCCGCGGAGGUGGUGACCCUAUGGUACCGACCACCCGAUGUCCUGUUUGGAGCCAAGCUGUACACAACCAGCAUAGACAUGUGGUCGGCUGGAUGCAUUUUGGCCGAGCUGGCGGACGCUGGGCGACCGUUGUUCCCUGGCUCUGACGUGCUCGACCAGCUGAUGAAGAUCUUCCGAGUGCUGGGCACCCCCAACGAAGACUCCUGGCCAGGCGUUUCGCACCUCUCCGACUACGUGGCGCUUCCAUCCUUUCCGGCCAUCACCUCGUGGAGUCAACUGGUACCUAGGCUAAACUCCAAAGGACGCGACCUGCUGCAAAAGCUGCUCAUCUGCCGACCAAAUCAGCGAAUUAGCGCGGAGGCAGCGAUGCAGCAUCCCUACUUCACGGACAGCAGUUCAUCGGGCCACUGAGGUCGGAUGGUUCUAAACAAGCCCCUGUUUUCACGAUCUUCGAUAAGACUUAAGCCCAAACCCAAGACCUUGUCCAGCAAGGCAUGUGCGCAGUCUCCACAGAUCGUUUAAUUAUAUAUGUAUGUCCAUGCAGUAGAGGUCGAUAAUAGGCUAAGAUAAAAUGUUUUUAUAGUUUCGUUUGUAUUAUUUACCAAAGCAAAAGCGGUUUGAUUGUUGACAAUCUCUACCAAUGUGACACCUAAUAUAGCCAUUUUAGCUGCCAAAUUAAUCUUUAUCUUUAAAACACUAAUUGAUUCAGUAAAAUCGUUUUAUUUUUAAAUAUGUUUUUGUUGAGUAUAUCGAUAAGAUCCGAAAAAAUGUUCAAAUUCCCAGACGAUAUCUACUGUUUGCGUGAAGGUGCAAGAAAUAUUUGAAAUCCUAGUUUCUGUUUACUAGGCAAUGCAUAUGGUUUCCAAAUUUAAUGAGUAGGACAAGAGUACCGAAGUUCUUCUGAUAAAAUUCGUUGUGGAUUCCUAAGAAUUCCGAUCUUUCUGAUUGACAUGCGUCAUUAAGUAAAUUAGAAUCAAAAAAUUGAGUUGUAACCUAGAUUUUUAAACCAAUAAAGACACUUACCGCAGCACUA
Messenger RNA from Drosophila erecta, 1632 nucleotides. RefSeq names its product cyclin-dependent kinase 5 homolog (gene Cdk5). Gene Ontology annotation, cellular component: nucleus; cytoplasm. The record is from RefSeq and is a predicted model, not a curated record. Lineage: Eukaryota; Metazoa; Arthropoda; Insecta; Diptera; Drosophilidae. The transcript is spliced from 4 exons. Gene Ontology annotation, molecular function: ATP binding; cyclin-dependent protein serine/threonine kinase activity. Bases 126 to 1010 code for a protein of 294 amino acids. Gene Ontology annotation, biological process: synaptic vesicle transport; protein phosphorylation; axonogenesis.